This is a messenger RNA of Penicillium maclennaniae, 1578 nucleotides long. RefSeq lists its product as uncharacterized. The record is from RefSeq and is a predicted model, not a curated record. Gene Ontology annotation, biological process: zinc ion transmembrane transport; intracellular zinc ion homeostasis. NCBI's taxonomy places the organism in Eukaryota, Fungi, Ascomycota, Eurotiomycetes, Eurotiales, Aspergillaceae. Gene Ontology annotation, molecular function: zinc ion transmembrane transporter activity. The coding region runs from base 1 to 1578 and encodes 525 amino acids. The transcript has 5 exons. Gene Ontology annotation, cellular component: membrane.
AUGGGUCUCUCCAAGACCAACAGGAUCAUCAUCCUGCUUGUCAUCGACACAGCCUUCUUUCUCUUGGAGCUGAUCACUGGAUAUGCCGUCCACUCCCUCGCUCUCGUGGCCGAUUCUUUUCACAUGCUCAACGAUGUUAUCUCACUAUGCGUCGGACUUUGGGCAGUCAAGGUGGCCAAUCAGGAGACAAAUUCGAAGAUGUACACGUACGGUUGGCAACGCGCAGAAACCCUCGGUGCCCUUGUCAACGGCGUUUUCCUAGUCGCGCUUUGCAUGUCGAUUUUCUUGGAGGCAAUUCAGCGCUUGGUCGAACCCCAGGAGGUCCAAAACCCGAAGCUGGUCUGCAUUGUUGGCUGUCUCGUGGGCCUGGCCCUGUUCCAUGACCACUCCCACGGCGGCCAUGGCCACGGUCACGAUCACGGCCACUCACACGAUGAGCAUGACGAUAUGGAACAGGGAUACAGCGACCACGUGAGUGACGAGGCCGUCGCUGAACAUAGAAGUGUUGCAUCUGUCAUGCCCGAGAACCGGGUGGGAACUGCCCAUCCGCCUAAGAACAGCCUUCCUCAUCCCGCUACCGACCCGGCGUCCCCUGUCUCACGCAAGCGCCUACUCGCCGAAUCCACUCGGGGCCCUCGGAGAUUCAGUACCUCGACCGGACGCCCACUCACCAAUGUGGAGGAUAUCUACGCCCACCCUGCGACUAUGCGACAGGAUAUCAUUGCUGCUGGCCGUGGAACCUUUGAUGACCCGUCCUCGGACUCUGACAGUCGUGAUGAUGAAGGCCCCACCGAACAGUCUGGCCUCCUUCGCCACCGUGACCGCGCAUCGAACUACACUGAUGAGCACGACGCUCCUCUCAAGGCCCACGAUCACGAAGAAGACAUUCAUAAGAGCCACAAUCAUGCCCAACCAAAGCCGAAGGGCAAGGGUGGUCAUGGUCACGGUCACGAUCUCAACAUGCGCGGUGUCUUCCUCCACGUCAUGGGAGACGCUCUGGGCAACAUCGGUGUCAUCGUGUCAGCGCUCAUCAUCUGGUUGACUGACUACAAAUGGCGAUUCUACGUCGAUCCUGGCAUUUCGCUCGUUAUCACGCUCAUUAUCCUGGCUUCUGCCAUUCCCCUUUGCAAGGCCGCGUCUCGCAUCCUGCUGCAAGCCGUGCCUCCCGGCAUGAGCAUUGACCACAUCAAGGAGGACAUUGAGGGUCUCCCCGGUAUUCUCGGCUCCCACCACCUCCACGUGUGGCAGCUGAGCGACACCAAGAUCGUCGCCUCGAUCCACAUCCAAGUCGACACCGAGAUCAAGGGCGAGGGCUCGGAGCGCUACAUGAACCUUGCGCGCCAGGUCCGCCGUUGUCUCCACGCCUACGGUAUCCACUCCUCGACCAUCCAGCCUGAGUUUUCCCCCGAUCCUGAGGCGGAGGAGAACCAGAAUCAGACUCAGGCAUCCUCCUCUUCUGCCGACCCCAACCCGCCCAGCCGUGCGGCCAGUCUGCAGAGUGAUUCCCAGGCCUGUCUCUUGGAAUGCGAUGACAACUGUGCCCGAGGCGGCCAGUGCUGUCCUAAAAAGUCGACUUGA